This is a messenger RNA of Mesitornis unicolor (brown roatelo), 1347 nucleotides long. It is a transcript of the gene PGR, whose product is annotated as progesterone receptor. Gene Ontology annotation, biological process: regulation of DNA-templated transcription; steroid hormone receptor signaling pathway. The transcript is spliced from 8 exons. The record is from RefSeq and is a predicted model, not a curated record. The annotation marks the transcript as partial. Gene Ontology annotation, cellular component: nucleus. Gene Ontology annotation, molecular function: DNA-binding transcription factor activity; zinc ion binding; sequence-specific DNA binding. NCBI's taxonomy places the organism in Eukaryota, Metazoa, Chordata, Aves, Mesitornithiformes, Mesitornithidae.
UGCGUUCUCUACAAGGCGGAGCCCACCCUCCUGGCUGGAGCUUACGGGCCGACGGCGACGGCGUCCUCCGACAGCCUGCCUUCCACCUCGGCCGCGCCGCCGGGCCUCUAUCCGCCCCUGGGUCUCAACGGGCACCAGCCCCUGGGCUUGCCCCAGCUGUGCCCGCCCUACCUCGGCUACGUUCGGCCAGAUGCAGAAACAAGCCACAGUUCUCAAUACAGUUUUGAAUCGCUGCCCCAGAAGAUUUGUCUCAUCUGCGGUGAUGAGGCUUCUGGUUGCCACUAUGGAGUACUUACCUGUGGAAGUUGUAAAGUCUUCUUUAAAAGGGCAAUGGAAGGGCAGCACAACUAUCUGUGUGCUGGAAGAAAUGACUGCAUAGUUGAUAAAAUUCGUAGGAAGAAUUGCCCUGCAUGUCGCUUGAGGAAGUGCUGUCAAGCUGGGAUGGUCCUGGGAGGUCGAAAAUUUAAAAAGUUUAACAAAAUUAAGGUUGUGAGAACAUUAGAUGUUGCACUCCAGCAGCCAGCAACCCUUCAAGAUGAAAGCCAAUCUCUAAACCAAAGGCUGCCCUUUUCUCCAAAUCAAGAAAUACAGUUCAUUCCCCCAAUGAUAAGUGUUUUACGAGGCAUUGAGCCCGAAGUUGUCUAUGCUGGUUAUGACAAUACAAAACCCGAAACACCAAGUUCCUUGCUGACCAGUCUGAAUCAUCUUUGUGAGAGGCAACUUCUUUGUGUAGUCAAAUGGUCUAAAUUGCUACCAGGAUUUCGGAAUUUACAUAUUGAUGACCAGAUAACUCUCAUCCAGUAUUCCUGGAUGAGUCUAAUGGUUUUUGCAAUGGGAUGGAGAUCAUACAAACAUGUCAGUGGUCAGAUGUUAUAUUUUGCACCAGAUCUGAUUCUAAAUGAACAGAGGAUGAAAGAAUCAUCGUUCUAUUCCCUGUGUCUGUCCAUGUGGCAACUCCCACAGGAAUUUGUCAGACUUCAAGUUAGCCAAGAAGAGUUCCUAUGUAUGAAAGCACUGUUACUUCUCAACACAAUUCCUUUGGAAGGUCUCAGAAGUCAAAGCCAAUUUGAUGAGAUGAGAACGAGUUACAUUAGAGAACUGGUGAAGGCAAUUGGUUUGCGCCAGAAAGGAGUUGUGGCCAACUCGCAACGUUUCUAUCAACUUACAAAACUGAUGGAUUCCAUGCAUGAUCUGGUGAAACAGCUCCAUCUCUUCUGUCUGAACACCUUUCUCCAGUCCCGUGCAUUGAGUGUUGAAUUCCCCGAGAUGAUGUCAGAGGUGAUUGCUGCCCAGCUACCCAAGAUCCUGGCAGGGAUGGUGAAACCUCUUCUCUUUCACAAAAAGUGA